GGGGAUUUCAAUUUGUGGCAAAUGAUAACCAACCAAAGCCAGAAUUGGAACCGAAAUCCAAAAACAAAUUUUGGAAUUCGAUCGGGUUCCGGAAUCAAAAAAUGCGACUCCCCUGAUCACUACGCUGAAAAUAAAAAAGGUACCACACCGAACCCAAAGGGAUGUUUUGGGCAAAAAAACGAUUUCGCACACAGUGCGAAAACUAAAAGGAUUUCAAUUUCGUUUCAAUUCUCUGAACCCUUUUAGGUUUCCUAGAUAGAACCACGAAACACUUGAAAAAAAAAUUCUAAGUCUAUGACUAUUAUUUUCAGGCAACCGAAGUUUUUACGAAACCUUUUUGACGGUUCCGUAUUCAUUUUAAAAAGAGUUUGUUAGUCAUACUAAUCUUUUUUCUAGUGCAUUGAUUCAUUUUAGAAAUGAAAAAGGAAUCCUCAAAAGGUUUCGUAAGAACUUCGUUUGCCUGAAAAUAAUCGUCAUNAGUUUUUACGAAACCUUUUUGACGGUUCCGUAUUCAUUUUAAAAAGAGUUUGUUAGUCAUACUAAUCUUUUUUCUAGUGCAUUGAUUCAUUUUAGAAAUGAAAAAGGAAUCCUCAAAAGGUUUCGUAAGAACUUCGUUUGCCUGAAAAUAAUCGUCAUAGACUUAUAAUACUUUUUCAAGUGUUUUGUAGUUCUGUCUAAGAAACCUCAAAGGGUUCAGAGAAUUUAAACGAAAUCGAAACUCUUUUAUGUUCCGUACUAAGUACGAAACUUUCUUUUAGUUCAAAACUCCCUUUUGGGUUCGGUGUCGUAUCUUUUUUGUUUUCAGUGUAGUUGAGAUCCAAAUCAGUCACUGUUGAUUACUUCUUGUGCCACUGCGUAAAGUAGAAAAAGAUACUAAUAACUGAAACUUUUGUAGUACAGCUGAAUAUAUUUAAAAGUAAAACGUAUUGCCUAUUACUAUAAGAAGUAACAAAAAGGGCGUUCUACUUAUGAACAUACUCAAAAUUACUCAAAACAAAAUUCACUUAUUAGUCGCUUUACCACUUUAUGCUUCGUAACACAAAGCAGUGAAUAGUGAUUUCACUGAAUCUCAACUUUUACAUGGGUUGAGAGGGAUACAUUUCGCUUAAAUUCUAAUAUGCAAUAAUAUUUAUUCUUAUCGUUCUGUAGUGAACGAAUGCGCACAUCAACGAAUCAACGCAUGAGAGAACAUACCAAUACCCCAACGAAGAGACAAACGGGUGAUCAAAGUUACGAGCAAAUGACCGGAAGAGGGAGUCAACGAACAGACGGACGAACGAAAAUAACUCAUUCUGUCGAUGGAUCUCCUGUCAACGAAAGAAAUAUGGAUAGACAAAACCCUGAAUCAACAGCUUCUUCAGCAAGACAGGAUAUCACAACCAAUACUAUAGUUUCAUUAAAUAGUAGGCAGACAAAACGCUGCAUGACUCAAAAUUAUUUACUUAUUUGGGUCGAUCAGAACAUCGAUGAAACCACCAAAGACUGCCGGGAUAUACUGGCACAAUUACACGAAGUGGUAAAUGAUCUGAAUGUUUGCACAACACCCGAAGGAUGUAUCGAUCUCCUCAGUGAAAUGAGCGAGGGAAAAGCUUUCGUCAUCGUUUCGGGCUAUGUAGGUCAGCAACUCGUGCCAGAAAUUCAUAGCAUGCAUGUAGUAGAUGCUAUAUAUAUCUUCUGUGGCAAUAAAGCACGUCAUGAGCCAUGGGCGAAAGAUUGGCCAAAGAUUCGAGGUGUUUUCACCUCAAUCAAACCAAUAUGCGAGUCGCUGAAAAAGGUCGCCCAUGAGUGCGAUCAUGAUUGGAUCCCGAUGAGCGUCGUUCCGAAGCAAGCGAUGGCAGGAGGAGCAACAGGAUUGGACCAAGACAAUCUUGAUCAGUUACCGCCAUCAUACAUGUAUUCGGUGAUUUUCAAGGAUAUCAUCCUAGAAAUUGAUGACGAUGACGCCAAAUCUCUGAAAACUUUAGAAAUUUAUUGCCGAGAACAGAAUAUUCCUGAAACAGAAAUCAACGAACUGAAGCGUAAAUACCAUCAGAAAUCACCGAUCUGGUGGUAUACAUGUGAAAUGUUUCUGUAUGGCAUGCUUAAUCGUGGAUUACGAUCGCUUGAUAUGGAAGCGAUGUCGAAGUUAGGCUUUUUUAUUCGAAGUCUUCAUCUUCAACUACAGCAACUGUAUCAAGAACAGUCGGCGAAUUUUCAGAAACCAUUUACCGUUUAUCGUGGUCAGGGGCUAAGUCAACAAGACUUUCAAAAUCUAAUUGAUUCAAAAGGUGGUCUACUAUCGUUCAACAACUUCUUAUCAACUAGUAAACAAAAAGAAGUGGCAAUGAACUUUAUUCAAGAUUCCCCACACGAAAGUACAGAUAUUGUGGGUGUUAUCUUCAUUAUGACAAUAGAUCCAAGUAAAAUAUCAACUUCAAUUACACCAUUUGCAAUGAUUGAUGAACACAGUGCUCUCCCACAAGAACAAGAAAUACUAUUUACAAUGCACGCUGUUUUUCGUAUUGGUGAAAUUAAACAGACGGUUGAGAAUAGUCGUCUUUGGGAAGUACAAUUGACUAUUACCGACGAGAGUGAUCCACAGCUGGCUGGUCUUACUGAUUGCAUCAAACAGGAGGUUGGAGGUUCGACCGGAUGGCAUCGAAUGGGCAAGUUAAUGCUCAAAGUGGGUCAUUUCGAUCAAGCUGAGGAACUCUACAAUGAAUUACUCGAGAAUGCUUCCAAUGAUAGUGAUAGAGCACACAUCUAUCACCAACUUGGAUGGUUGAAAAACGAUCAAGGUGAAUACCAACAAGCAGUUACUUUCUACGAAAAAUCACUCGCAAUCGAGCGAAAAACGCUUCCAGAAGAUGAUGCUUCAUUAGCGCCUACUUAUAGUAACAUUGGUGCAGUGUAUAAAAACAUGGGUGAAUACUCGAAAGCACUGGAAUAUUACGAAAAAUCACUGAAAAUAAAAGAAAUAUCUCUACCUCCGACUCAUCCCGAUUUGGCUGCUUCUUAUGGCAAUAUUGGUAUAGUGUAUGACAACAUGGGUGAAUACUCGAAAGCACUUGAAUUUUACGAAAAAUCACUGAAAAUAAAAGAAAUAUCUCUGCCUCCAAAUCAUCCCUCAUUGGCUACUUCCUAUAACAACAUGGGUGGAGUGUAUGCCAACAUGGGUGAAUACUCGAAAGCACUUGAAUAUUACGAAAAAGAUCUCAAAAUAACAUUAAAAUCUUUGCCUCCGACUCAUCCCAACUUGGCUACUUCCUACAGCUGCAUUGGUGAAGUGUAUAACGACAUGGGGGAAUACUCGAAAGCACUGGAAUAUUACGAAAAAUCACUCAAAAUAAGAGAAAAAGCUCUGCCUCCGACUCAUCCUGAUUUGGCCAAUUGUUACAGUAACCUCGGUUCUGUAUUUGACAGAAUGGGUCAAUAUUCAAAAGCACUGGAGUAUUACGAAAAAGCAUUUCGGAUUUACCAACAGGCGCUGCCAUCAAAUCAUCCUCAUAUGGUUUCUUCUUAUAGUAAUAUCGCUUUGGCACAUAAGAACAUAGGUCAGUAUACGGAGGCUCUGUCGAAAUUUGAAAUGGCACUGAAAGUUGGAUGUGCCAUUCUACAUACGAACCAUCCUGAAUUGGGGACUAUAUAA
Messenger RNA from Rotaria socialis, 3628 nucleotides. Lineage: Eukaryota; Metazoa; Rotifera; Eurotatoria; Philodinida; Philodinidae. The record is from the annotation of a GenBank genome assembly.